CGUUCACCGUUGCAAGGUCCCCAUUCAUACCGUUUGCCACCUAGCUUGCCCUUGUCAAGAUCAGGCAAAGCAACACAGGUCCGUUCCAGACGCUACAGUUGAUCGCCUAGCUGGCUCAGUCGACAUCAACAUCGUCCCACCUUUUUGAUGGCGAAGAAGAAGAAGUAUAAGAGCGUACCACGCGAGCACUCAUGUUCUACGCACCACUGUGUUCCAGAAGAAGUGUUCCAGCUGUUAACUUCGAACCAUAGUCCUUUUUCACCUCUGCACCCCAUCUUCAGCCCCAGCUUCACCAUAGACACAGAAGCUCCAACGGCCAUGUCGUCCUCUGAGCAGAAAACCAUUUCUGACAAGAGGAAGACAUCGGCGAAGAUGUUGGUGGCACUGUUCCCCAGAAUCCCUAAGACCGCGACCGUGCUGUUGGAGUUCUUCAUAAAGCGAGAGAGCAAGAUCUCUCUCCUCCGGGACCCACUGUCUCACUUCUGCCAAGAGGAAGUUGUACUGCACGCCCAGGAAUGUCUCAUCAAGCUCAACAAACAGGUCAUCAACUACCAGGACCUCAGAGACAUGGUUGAGAACCUCGUCGGAUUACAUAGCAUGUGCACCAAGAAAGACCCUGAGGUGGCUAAGACAUUGGCUACCACGGUGCGCAAGCUGACCAUUAUCGUGGGCGAAGUGGCAACUUCCUUGGAGAAAAUAGCUGAAGUGUCGGUCACCGAUUGGAUGGGAAUAGGAGACGCCAUUGUCAACAAACUUAGUCGAGUGAGCAUUCCAAAACAACCUCCUUUCUCAACAUACAUACCAAAAAUGAGAGACUUCAAGUGCAUCAAGAUGCUUGGCGCGGGAGGCUUUGGGGCUGUGUACCUCACGAACUAUAAGCCUGCUAACUUCACCGCGACGGUGAAGCUGGUGGCCAUGGACCGGUUCAGCAGACACAAGCAGGCGGCCAUGGACAAAGUGGUUGCUUCUGUAGUGCGAAAUCCCUUCUUGGUCAAGUAUUACUGUUGCUUCUGCGUCAAGGAGGCGUACGUGACAGUAAUGGAGCACGUCCCGGGGUUGGACUUGAUGCGGGUCGUCACCAAGGAGGAGUACAUGCAGAUCAACGUUGUGCAAAUUAUAAUGGCGCAGCUUAUCCUGGCAAUCGAGCACCUGCAUCUCCGAGGCUUCCUUCACCGCGACAUCAAGGUGUCCAACAUGCUCAUCCUUCCUGGAGGUCGGGUCAAGGUGAUCGACUUCGACACCACAAAAGUUUGCAGCGGCCAUUUUGCGAAGCGCCUUUUGCGGGGCUACUUUCGGCGGACGCCUUUCGAGUUCAACGAUGGCGAGUCGGCUGGAACAAUUCCUUACAUGGCACCCGAAAUCCUAAAGCGGCGACCCUACGGACGUGCAGCAGACUGGUGGUCCUCUGGCAUUGUGAUGUACAAGCUGAUGACUGGCCGGGUGCCAUACAGAGGCAAAACGAAGCAACUGCUUCGUGAACGCAUCAUUACUGCCCCACUGAAAUGGCCCCGUGCUGAAGAACAUCCCCACUCCGCAACGACCACAGCGAAGGACAUGACCUACCGCAUGCUCAAGAAGAACCCCAUCGAACGGCUCGGCUCCAGAAGCUACGACGACCUGAAGACUCACCCGUUCUUCGACCGCUUUAGCUGGAAGCAGUUGUACCAGAAGACGCAGCUCUGCAACAUUCCCAGCAUCCAGGACUUGAUGUCCGCUGAUGCGGAUCGCGAAGGAAAAGCUGGCCAGGACACUACGAGCAAGCGGAAGCACUUGCAGCUGGAAGACAUGACGGACGUCAGCUCCUCUAGCCAGAAGCCGUUACUUUGCUUCGCAUCGCCGUCCUACAAGAAACUCAUGGUUUCGGUGAAACAAAGCAAGACUCAGCUCAACGUGUCUGGAUCGUUCAUGAACACCACCGCAACGAGCUCGUCUGGCAUUGACUACAACCCCGCGGGCUCGCCAGGACAGUCGUCUCUGAAGACCAUGGUUACGAGUCUUGAAGGGAAAGACAGCCAGUUGCUAGGACCAGAGAAGGUCGAUCUCAUUCUCUUUAGAAAGAAGAAAUUCAGCAAGUAUUGGGGCUUUGGAUUUUCAAUGCAAAGAGUAGCAGGGGAGGAAGAUAAUACGUUCUUCGUAUAUGUUGAUAAUGUGACUGCCGACGGUCCAGCUGAUCGGUCUCAGUUACUUCCACUGGAUGUGAUCUUAUCUGUGAACGGCACUCCCGUAGGAGACCUGCCUCUGGGCAAAGUGAAGAAGCUAGUCGGUAGCUCUGCAGACCAGAUGGUCCUUUCUGUGAUGUCUUCCAGCGUGUACCGUCUGCUUACCACGCGUCGGGACAUGAUGGCCUUCGUGCGGACUGCAGACAAGCUGAGCGUUGUGGUCGCAUGGACCAACAAUUUGUGCAGCGGCAAUCGCCCGUAUGGGAUGGACAUUCUGGACGCGAACACUUGGGACGAGAGCGCCAAGCAGUAUGCCAAAGUGUUCGUGUUGCUCCACACCGACGUCGUGACCGUGACCAACAAUCGUGUUUUCCCCGGAGACGUCGUCACUCACGUGGACGGGACGUCGCUGGAAGGGCUCACCAAGGAAGACUUCGGGCGACUUCUGCGUGCCAGCAAGCAGAACGUGACGCUUUCUGUCGUUAGUCUGUCCCCGUUUCGCCUCAGGCGAAUCCCGGUCAGCAAACUACGCGAGACUGUGCUCACUGAUGUGAACAUCGUUAGCAGGUCCACCGCAGCGGAAUUGGAGACGUGAUUGUUCGUUAAAGAAUUUCCUGUAAUAUACCCAUAAGGCAGUCGACCUGACGAAUCGGCCGCUAUUUUUUUGUCUAUUUUUAAUAGAGUAGUUACUAGGAAUAAAACUGACGAUAUUUCCUGACA
This is a messenger RNA of Ornithodoros turicata, 2879 nucleotides long. RefSeq names its product microtubule-associated serine/threonine-protein kinase 2-like. Gene Ontology annotation, molecular function: ATP binding; protein serine/threonine kinase activity; protein binding. The record is from RefSeq and is a predicted model, not a curated record. NCBI's taxonomy places the organism in Eukaryota, Metazoa, Arthropoda, Arachnida, Ixodida, Argasidae. Gene Ontology annotation, biological process: peptidyl-serine phosphorylation. The transcript is spliced from 14 exons. The coding region runs from base 148 to 2754 and encodes 868 amino acids.